UAUCAUGCCAGCUUGCUAGUUAGUUAUUUGGCCGCAGAUUUUCACAUAGCUAGCUAACUGGUACAAUUACCAACCGAUUUAGGGCACGUUAGCCCUUAUGCUAACAAGCUAGCUAGUUUUGAUCUGACUCUGAGGUGGACAACAAGAAGGCUUGAGCUUAAUCUCAAAAUGAUAGCUAUGCUAGUUAGUAAACUGAUAGCGAUGCUAGGAAAUUGAAGUUAGUAAUUUAGCUAGCUAGUUGCCUAAUUAGCUAGCUGGCUAACGUUACGUUAGCAAUAACCAUGUCAGUGAACGUUAGCUAGCUACAAUAGCUAGUUAUCAUAUGAACACAAAUCUCCUGAAGCGCCUCACAAAUCAGAUCAUGUUAUUGUUUUCAUUGUGCAGGUUUGAAUGACAACCGGUAUUUCAUGACAGUAACAUUGUCUUGGCCUGAGGUUUUAUGGGUUUUGCAGCGCCACAUUAGACAUUUGAUUACUGCAAUCUUAGUCACUAACUGAAUUCUUGACUCAUUGAAUUCACAUGAGUACAGGUUGCGGAAGUGGUAGACAGGGUUUGGUCUACCUAGCAUACGGAUUGUCAAUGUGCCAUUUCUAUAAUGGAACCAACUAUUUUGGAUCAGGGUUGUUCACUCUGUGAUGUAACUUGUCGAAAUGGCAAGUUAGCCUAACUGGGAGGAAUCAGAUUCUACAAUUGAAUUACUAACAGUUGUAAACUUUAGGUAGAGUGGUGUCACAGGUUGGUGACAAGUGUUCAGCUGGUCAGCAACUCCUGUGUGUUGUGGUCAAUGUAACAAACAGUACGAACAACUCAUCCAGCGUCACCAUGGGCCAGGACAGAGGGAAGUAUGAUUUCUACAUCGGCCUGGGACUAGCCAUCAGCUCCAGCAUCUUCAUAGGAGGAAGCUUCAUCCUCAAGAAGAAAGGACUACUCCGCCUGGCCAGGAAGGGACAGUGCAGUGCGGUGCUGUCCUCAUACUUCCUGACAGAGCGUCUGAACCUGCACGGGAAGCUGGGCUGUCUGCUCAGUAUCUUGGGCUCUACUACCAUGGUGAUCCACGCCCCUCAGGAGGAAGAGAUCAACAGUCUGGACCACAUGGCUCGGAAACUGGUGGACCCAGGUUUCCUGGUGUUUGCCACCUUCGUCAUCAUCGUAGCGCUCAUCUUCAUCUUGGUGGUGGGCCCUCGGCACGGCCAGACCAACAUCAUGGUGUAUAUUACCAUCUGCUCUGUGAUUGGAGCUCUGUCUGUGUCGUGUGUGAAGGGGUUGGGCAUCGCCAUCAAAGAGGCCAUAGCUGGGAGGCCCGUGGUGGGGAACCCUUUAGCCUGGGUGUUACUGCUCGGGCUGGUGGCCUGCGUCUCCACACAGAUCAACUACCUGAARAAGGCUCUGGAUAUCUUCAACACCUCCCUGGUCACACCCAUCUACUACGUGUUUUUCACCACCUCAGUCCUCUCCUGCUCUGCCWUCCUCUUCAAGGAGUGGGAGCACAUGGCCGCUGCUGAUGUUAUCGGGACUCUGAGUGGGUUCCUGACCAUUAUAGUUGGUAUCUUUCUGCUCCAUGCCUUUAAGGACCUUAAUGUGAGCCUGUCCACGCUGGCUGUGUCCAUCAGGAAGGACGAGAGGCCCGGGCCGGCAGCUAACGGAGUGGCAACACACGGCAGCUACGAACUGCUGCACAAUGACUCCACGGAGAGGGACCUGGAGGAGAGGGAGGUGGGCCUGCCGUUUGACAGCCUGUCCAGGAG
Messenger RNA from Salvelinus sp. IW2-2015, 1745 nucleotides. NCBI's taxonomy places the organism in Eukaryota, Metazoa, Chordata, Actinopteri, Salmoniformes, Salmonidae. The record is from RefSeq and is a predicted model, not a curated record.